UCAGCAACGAGCGCUUGUCCCCGGUGACCUGCCUCUACAGUUCCGUCGUUCCAGAAUUGACACACGAGCUAGACUGCCUCAGAACGAGUCGACCAAAGCUUGUUCUCGCCUUGUCGUUAAAACGGAUCUAGUCGUGCCCAUGGGGAACCCGGGAAUUGCAAAACUACAUCGUCUCGCACAUUAUGUCUUAAAGGCCAAGGGAAGUUUCUAUAUUGGGACAUGUCAGAAAGGAGUGAACACGAGCAGUGGCAGCUUUCCCAAGUCCCACUCCUCCCAGUUCUCUGAGUUCAGCGUCACACAGACACCUCUCUCCGUGGACCAGAGUCCCGACUCAGGAAUCGUAACAACCCCUCUUCCAUCCAGUAGGUUCAGAUUUGUGUCGUGGCACCGCCUCCAAGAGAGUGAUGUCACCGGAGACCAGCUCACCAGCCCCAGGGUCAGAGAAGGGCCUUCAGAGGAGGAGCUGUUCCUAAGAGAGGGUUUUGACGAUGUCCCAUUGGAGAGAGGGAGGCAUAGAAGAAGAGAGGAAGAGCAUAGAUGGGCGGAGAGACUACAGGAGAACUGGGAGAACUGCUUAGACCUGAACCUGUCCUACCAGGACCUGGGAGACCCCUACCAGCAGGAGAACUUCCUAAGGAUCCUGCACCGGCUGAUCCGCGUGGAGGAACUACAGCUGGUCAACAAUGCCCUCACUGACCUGAGUUCUAUACGACUGCCAAGAUGCAGAAGGCUGAACCUGCACAGGAACCAUCUGACAAGUGUGCGGCAGCUGCCAAAGCUUCCAGCCGUGGAGCACCUGUGUCUGUCGGAGAAUGCCAUCGCCACGUUGGGAGGACUGGGGGCGUUGGGGGCCACACCACUCCGGUCCCUCACCCUUACACGCAACCCAGUCACCUUCGCACCAGACUACCGCACAUGUGUUUUCUCCUCCUUGCCAAAACUCCAAGUUCUGGAUGGAAUCCCAAAGCUGCCAGAGGACUCUAUGACUCCCAGACUCCAACUUCCAGAAAACACCAGGAUGUGUAACAUUUUGUAACAGACCCUAGCCCAUCAGAAGCAGUCCUGAACACAAGGGUUGCUGUUUUACCUACCAAGUUAAAAACUAAGGGCAGACAAUAUUUUAAUAAAACAUUUACAGUAAACUACCUCAUGGAAAAUA
Osmerus eperlanus (European smelt) is the source of this 1159-nucleotide messenger RNA. RefSeq lists its product as uncharacterized. Bases 140 to 1036 code for a protein of 298 amino acids. Lineage: Eukaryota; Metazoa; Chordata; Actinopteri; Osmeriformes; Osmeridae. The record is from RefSeq and is a predicted model, not a curated record. The transcript has 7 exons.